Naumovozyma castellii is the source of this 2124-nucleotide messenger RNA. It is a transcript of the gene GSY1, whose product is annotated as glycogen (starch) synthase GSY1. The transcript has a single exon. Bases 1 to 2124 code for a protein of 707 amino acids. The record is from RefSeq and is a predicted model, not a curated record. Lineage: Eukaryota; Fungi; Ascomycota; Saccharomycetes; Saccharomycetales; Saccharomycetaceae.
AUGACUCGUGACUUGAAGAACCACUUGCUGUUCGAAGUCGCUACCGAAGUCGCCAACAGAGUUGGUGGUAUCUACUCCGUCUUGAAAUCAAAGGCUCCCAUUACUGUGGCCCAAUACAAGGAAAACUACAUGCUGAUCGGUCCGCUAAACAAGGCUACUUAUCAGGAUGAAAUCGAACAACUAGAUUGGACCGCUGAGGAUUCCUUCCCCGGUGAAUUGAAACCAAUCCAAGAUACCUUGCAUUCUUUGAAAUCCAAGGGUUUCAAUUUUGUCUUUGGCCGUUGGUUAAUCGAGGGCAACCCCAAAGUUUUAUUGAUCGAUUUGGAUUCCAUUAGAUAUCGUCUUAACGAAUGGAAAAGUGACCUUUGGUCCCUUGUCGGUAUCCCAUCCCCAGAAUACGACACAGAGACAAAUGAUGCUAUCUUGCUAGGUUACGCUGUCGUUUGGUUCUUGGGUGAAUUGACUCAAUUGGAUAACCAACAUGCCAUCAUUGCUCAUUUCCAUGAAUGGUUAGCUGGUGUCGCGCUACCAUUGUGCAGAAAGAAGAGAAUCGAUGUCGUUACCAUCUUUACCACUCAUGCUACUUUAUUAGGUAGAUAUCUUUGUGCUGCUGGUGACGUGGAUUUCUACAAUAACUUGGCUUAUUUCGAUGUGGAUGCUGAAGCUGGGAAGAGAGGUAUUUACCACAGAUAUUGUAUCGAACGUGCUGCAGCUCAUACUGCGGAUGUUUUCACUACCGUCUCACAAAUUACCGCUUUAGAGGCCGAACAUUUGUUAAAGAGGAAACCAGAUGGGAUUUUGCCCAAUGGGUUGAAUGUGGUCAAGUUUCAAGCGGUUCAUGAAUUCCAAAAUUUGCAUGCCUUGAAGAAGGAAAAGAUUAAUGAAUUCGUUAGAGGUCAUUUCCAUGGUUCAUUCGAUUUCGAUUUGGAUAAUACCUUAUAUUUCUUUAUCGCUGGUAGAUAUGAAUAUAAGAAUAAGGGUGCUGAUAUGUUUAUUGAAUCCCUAGCUCGUUUGAAUUAUAGAUUAAAAGUCUCUGGAUCCAAGAAGACAGUGGUUGCAUUCAUUAUUAUGCCUGCAAAGACUAAUUCAUUUACCGUGGAAGCUCUAAGAAGUCAAGCAGUGGUCAAAUCAUUGGAAACUACAGUGGAUGAAAUGACAAAGAACAUUGGUAAGAGAAUCUUUGAACAUGCAAUGAGAUUCCCACACAUGGGUGUCACUUCUGAAAUACCUACCGAUUUAACUGAAUUAUUGAAACCAUCAGACAAUGUCCUUUUAAAGAGACGUGUAUUGUCUCUAAGAAGACCAGAAGGUGAAUUACCACCAGUGGUGACCCAUAACAUGGUCGAUGAUGCUAAUGAUCCAAUCUUAAACCAAAUUAGACACGUGCAAUUAUUCAAUAAUGCAAGUGAUAGAGUCAAAGUUAUUUUCCAUCCUGAGUUUUUGAAUGCAAACAAUCCAAUCCUGGGUUUAGAUUACGAUGAAUUUGUCAGAGGUUGUCAUUUAGGUGUCUUCCCCUCAUACUAUGAACCUUGGGGUUACACUCCAGCUGAAUGUACCGUUAUGGGUGUCCCAUCCAUUACUACAAAUCUUUCCGGGUUUGGUGCAUACAUGGAAGAUUUGAUUGAAACUAACCAAGCUAAGGAUUACGGUAUUUACAUUGUGGAUCGUCGUUUCAAGGCUCCUGAUGAAUCAGUGGAACAAUUAGUGGAUUGCAUGGAAGAAUUCGUUAAGAAGACUAGAAGACAAAGAAUUAACCAAAGAAAUAGAACUGAAAGAUUGUCUGAUUUAUUAGAUUGGAAACGUAUGGGAUUGGAAUACGUCAAGGCUAGACAAUUGGCCCUACGUAGAGCAUACCCAGACCAAUUCAAGCAAAUGGUCGGUGAAGAAUUAAAUGACACCAAUAUGGAAACAUUGGCUGGUGGUAAGAAAUUAAAGAUUGCUAGACCAUUAAGUGUUCCAGGUUCUCCAAGAGAAAACAGAGCGGGAAGCACCGUGUUCAUGACUCCAGGUGAUUUAGGUACUCUUCAAGACGCUAAUAAUGUCAACGAUUACUUCAACUUGAGUAUGGAUGGAAGAUCCAUAGAGGAAGAUGAUGAUGAUAAUGAUGACGAUGCUGCUGAAUGA